CAACACUCACAUCAAGUAUCAUAUAUAAAUAUAUAUAUAUAUCGAUUAAAUUACAUUAAAAGUAUAUUACUGUCCUUAAAAUGUCCGCGGAAAUCGAGGAAUUGCUAAAACGCUACCAAAACUACCCCAAUGUUACUGGCAUCAUUAUUUUGGACCCGUUCGCUAUCCCAAUCAAGACCACCAUGGAGUACACCUUGACCGUGCAUUACGCGGCCCUGAUCAGCACCUUAACUUAUAAGGCGGCCAAAAUGAUUACUAAUUUGGAUGCUAGCAAUGAGCUAGUGACAAUACGUCUGCGCACCAAGGUCCACGAGGUGAUUGUGCUGCCCUCCGAGAACUACAUCAUUAUUGUAGUGCAAAAUCCAGGCACCUAAAUCAUUGUAUUAAACCAUGUACCAUUCUUUUUCGCUGAAUGUAUUUGCCCUUAUAAAGUUUUAAUUAAAGUUGAGAAAGCGUCUGGUCCAA
Molecule: messenger RNA, 465 nt
Organism: Drosophila mauritiana
Lineage: Eukaryota; Metazoa; Arthropoda; Insecta; Diptera; Drosophilidae
Product: dynein light chain roadblock-type 2
Exons: 1
Coding region: 81-374 (97 amino acids)
Biological process (GO): microtubule-based movement
Cellular component (GO): cytoplasm; centrosome; cytoplasmic dynein complex
Molecular function (GO): dynein intermediate chain binding
Source: RefSeq, a predicted model, not a curated record